Benincasa hispida (wax gourd) is the source of this 1053-nucleotide messenger RNA. RefSeq names its product bax inhibitor 1-like. The record is from RefSeq and is a predicted model, not a curated record. Lineage: Eukaryota; Viridiplantae; Streptophyta; Magnoliopsida; Cucurbitales; Cucurbitaceae. Gene Ontology annotation, cellular component: membrane.
GAGAUUGAUUUACACACAAUUCGUUUGUUUAACGUGCUCGCUAAGAAAUUUUGUUCAACGCCAUGGACGCGUUCUCGUCUUUCUUCGAUUCUCAAUCCGGAUCCAGAAGCCGUUGGAGCUAUGAUUCUCUCAAGAACUUCCGGCAGAUUUCGCCGGCCGUUCAAUCUCAUCUUCAGUGGGUUUAUCUCACUCUUGGUUGUGCUUUGGUCGCAUCUGCUGCUGGAGCUUAUCUGCAUAUACUUUGGAAUAUUGGUGGUAUUCUCACAACACUUGCAUCUAUUGGAUGUAUUACAUGGCUAAUGGCUACUCCUCCUUAUGAAGAGAAAAAGAGGACUUCUAUUUUAUUAGGGGCUGCUCUUCUUGAAGGGGCUUCGGUUGGUCCUUUGAUUAAUCUGGCUAUUGAGAUUGACCCAAGUGUUCUGGUGAGCGCUUUUGUGGGAACUGCGGUUGCCUUUUGUUGUUUCUCAGGAGCAGCCUUGUUGGCAAGACGUAGAGAAUUCCUUUAUCUCGGUGGCUUACUUUCUUCGGGCGUAUCCAUGUUACUCUGGUUACAUUUCGCCUCCUCUAUAUUCGGCGGUUCUACUGCCCUUUUCAAGUUUGAGUUGUACUUUGGGCUCUUGGUUUUUGUUGGCUACAUGGUAGUUGAUACUCAGGAAAUAAUUGAGAAGGCACAUCUUGGUGAUAUGGAUUAUGUGAAGCACGCAUUGACUCUGUUUACUGAUUUUGUUGCUGUUUUUGUCCGAAUUCUCAUUAUAAUGCUAAAGAACUCAGCUGAGAAGAACGAGAAGAAGAAGAAGAGGAGGGAUUGAACUAAUGGUGGAUAGAUGAUUGUGGAUUGUGAAGGUGAAGUGGAUGUUGAGUGAGAAUUAUGGUUGUGAAUAACUUCUCUCUCUCUCUCUCUCUCUCUCUCUCUCUCUCUCUCUCUCUUUUUGUCAUUUCCCCCGCUCAUUGUUAACCCCAAUGUUUAGAUUCUCUUUGUAGAUUGCAAUGGAUCUUGGCUUAUAAUGAACUUGUGAUAACUACUGAUGUGUAUUUCUGAUUGGACUGUGGAAA